This is a messenger RNA of Dermatophagoides pteronyssinus (European house dust mite), 1298 nucleotides long. RefSeq lists its product as uncharacterized. The record is from RefSeq and is a predicted model, not a curated record. NCBI's taxonomy places the organism in Eukaryota, Metazoa, Arthropoda, Arachnida, Sarcoptiformes, Pyroglyphidae.
UGUGGCCACCAUCAUUGACCACUGUGAUUUGAUUGUGAUUGGUUUUUAUUUGAAUGUUCAUUUUUUUGUUACGAUUCUUGUGCCAACAUGGUUGAUUUUGAAAAAUUGGAAAAGAAAUGGUCAAUUCUGGCGGAAGAAGCUCCUUAUAUUAAAGGACCUAUUACAAGUUUUAAUCCACUUCUUCAACCACCCGAUUGGUAUGAUGCUCAACGAUUCAAGCGGUCACAACGAAUGGCCAGGAAAUAUUUUCUAAGUUUAAACAUUGCACAUUUUAUUGGUAAUAUUUUAUUGAUACAUUUGCCCGAUGUAUUGGUACCGGUUAUUGCUACGGGUAAUUCAUCCUCGCCAUAUCGUGUUUUUAUGCGAAUCCUAUCGACUGUAAUACAUAUAUUAUCCUGGUAUGAUGAUGAUCCAUUCGAUCGAACAAGUAAAACACAUCAGUCGAUGAUUACUGUUCGUCGCAAUUGCCAUAUGGCUGUAUCACGGUUAAUGAAUAACAAAUAUCCACGAUCAAAUCGACGAAUCUGGCUCAGUCAAUUCGAUAUGGCCAUGACGCAAUGGUCAUUGAUCGGUAUCGUCGCUAUCCGUCCUGAUCAAUGUGCAUUUUAUGGUACAAGUGACAAAGAAUUUGAAGAAUAUUUCUACUUUUGGCGUGUUAUCGGCUACUGUGUUGGCAUUGAAGAUCGUUUCAACAUUUGUUUCGGUGUUGAAGGUUAUGAAGAAACACGGCAAUUUCUUCACAUUUGUUUCGAACGUUGUUAUAAGGUGCAUUUGGAUGAACAAAGUCCACCAGUUCGAAUGGGCAUGAAUCUUACUGAAGGUGUUUUCCUUGCAUUGCAAGGUGCUGCACCACGGUUUUUGAUUUGUUAUGAAAGUUUUAUGAAAUAUUGGUAUGAUACAUUGACGGUUAAGCAUCCGAUUCGAUUGGAUACAUUCGAACGAAAAUUGAAUUAUUCAAUAUUCAUAUUCAUAAUGCAAUACGUUUUGCGAAUACGAUUAUUUUACGUUGUUUUUUCAUGGAUAUUUUUCUUUCUCCAACGACGUCUGUUUGGACAGAUUGAACAGGUAAAAACUUAUUGUGAAAAACAUUAUGCUCAUAUCAAAUAUCAACUGGAUAGUGAAUAUUUUGAUCAAAUUGAUGAUCAGAAUUUUGCAACCGGUUUGGAUAUGAACCAAAAUCCAAUCAAUAACAAUGAUGAAGCUCGAUUUGACAACAAACAAGAAUCAUUAAAAUAUUAUCAAAUUGAUAACUAUUUCUAUCGGCCAAACGUCAAAGAAUAAACACCAUCUGACAUUCA